AUGAGCUAUCGGGGAGGUGGCAGAAGUGGAGGGGGCCGAGGAGGUGGAGGAGGAGGUGGAGGCGGCAGAAAGAAGAACGAGGUGUGUAAGUUCUGGGCCAGCGGCAACUGUCGGAAGGGGCAGAACUGCGAUUUUCAGCACACUGCCGCCUCGUCCAAUCCAUUUAGCGCCCUCAGCGGUGGCGGAGGCGGCGGGGGCGGUGGAGGCGGCGGUGGAGGUGGAGGAGGCGGCGGCGGAGGCGGUGGCGCCGGUGGAGGCCAAGUGACCAAGGCGCAAAUCAUAAAGACCAUCGAGGUGGACUUCAAGGAGCUGCCGCUCUGGCCCUUCAGCGCCUAUGCCUACGACAAGGGCGUGCCCACCACCAUGCCGGGCGACAUCAGCUUCGAGGAGCUGCGACUUCAGUCCUACGCCGACCUCAAGCAGACGGGCAACUACAACGCCACCAAUCAGAGGGUGGCCCAGCUGGCACAAGAGUACACCGAGCGACGACGCAAGGUGCUGCAGGAUCCCUUCUGCUUCUCCGAACAGCAGCAGGGAACUCUGGCUAUGAGCAUGGGAGGUGCGCCGGCUUCGAGUUCAAUCUUCGGAUCGGCAUCCACGAGCGCGCCUGCGUUUGGCGGAGCGGCUCCUGCGGCAGGCGGAGGCUUUGCCGCGAUGCUGUCUGGCGGCGGAGGAGCGCCUGCCGCGAGCGGGCUUUUUGGCGGCGGCGCAUCCGCGGCACCAACCAGCGGGGGCCUCUUUGGUGCCGCUGGCGGCGCAUCAGGAGGUGGUGGCGGCUUUUCUGGGCUGCUUUCAGGAGGCGGCGCAGCGCCAAGCGCCGGUGGCGGCGGCUUCUCCAGCCUGCUCUCCACGGGGGGCAGCGCUUCAGCACCACUAUUUGGUGGUGGUGCCACCGCCACACAGCCAGCAGCUUCCGGGGGCGGCGGUUUCUCGAGUCUGUUUGGCGGCGCCAGCGGCGCAGGCGGAGGAGCCUCCGGAGGAAUGUUCGGCGGCGCUGCCGCCGCCCCUGCCAGUGGGAGCAUCUUCGGUGGCGCUGCCACUGGUGGCGGAGGCGGUAUGUUUGGCAGCAGCGCCGCUGGUGGCGCGAGUGGCGGAGGAGGAGGGCUCUUUGGUGGCGCGGCCACCGGUGGCGGUGCAAGCGGAGGUCUAUUCAACCCGUCAAGUGCUGGUGGUGCCGGCGGGGGACUCUUUGGAACUACGGCGCCUGCGGUUGCUUCGUCGGGCCUGUUUGGCGGCAGUGCGCCCGCGGCAGGAGCAACGAUGAUGGCACCAGCCGCAGCACCAGCGCCGACAACGGCCGGAGCAGGAGGACAACAAGACGAUCUGGCGGCCUUCCAGGCGCCGCAGUUCACCCCAGGCCACAUCCCAGAGACGCCACCACCUCCCUCGCUCUGUUACUAG
This is a messenger RNA of Acanthamoeba castellanii str. Neff, 1401 nucleotides long. RefSeq names its product zinc finger domain containing protein. The transcript is spliced from 6 exons. The coding region runs from base 1 to 1401 and encodes 466 amino acids. NCBI's taxonomy places the organism in Eukaryota, Discosea, Longamoebia, Acanthamoebidae. The record is from RefSeq and is a predicted model, not a curated record. Gene Ontology annotation, molecular function: metal ion binding.